Molecule: messenger RNA, 2165 nt
Organism: Epinephelus lanceolatus (giant grouper)
Lineage: Eukaryota; Metazoa; Chordata; Actinopteri; Perciformes; Serranidae
Source: RefSeq, a predicted model, not a curated record
GAGUCUCCACAGCACAUGGUUGUCUGUCUUCUUAGGAUUUAUCUUUUAAAUCAUCACCUGACAUCGUCUUCUACCGCUGUGUUAUCGUACAUGGUUGUAUCCUAUGUCGAAACUCAACAUCUUAUGAUGCCCACAUUUUUAAAAUGGUCGAUUUAAAACGAUCUCGUCGCUGUUUUUUAAUCGCCCAUGUGCGUGUUAGCUGACGGUGGCUAGCAGCGUUAGCAGCGUAGCUUUUUUUGUACGUGACUUCGAGCGAUAUUUAACCGUAUAGUUCAAGUAAAGUCAAAUAAUGAAAUGUAAUAUAUAUGUGCUGAAAUGUAUAGUGUUGUUAGUAUGGCUAGGCCGCAGCCGGUUGUGCCAAUGACUUCAUUUUUUCGGCAUGUUAGCAUAGCAUGCUAGCCAGAUUGCAAGAGCUUCCGGGAAGAGGCUGUUUCGUGCUGUCACGUGACCUUGUUUUUAUGAAUGAGGACCAGAGGACCGACACUGCGUCACACACACCAACAAACAGAGGCAGAGCGAAAUAUAAAAGAGAAGUUAGAGUUUUCUGACCUACGACGGCGGCUUGUUUUGAAAUAGGCUAGCCCUCCGUGGUGAACUUAGCUGCCCCGAAGACUAACUCCAGAGUGUCGGACCGCACCCUGUCAGCGUCCCGACUGGUGAGGGGUCACAUUACUGGCAAAGUACUAUGGACAAACAUCAGUGACGGGCAAAAGGGCUGGAGAAGCGCCUGACACACGGCAAAGCACCAAGGCGAUUAAUGCUUGACAAGCUCACCGGAGCUUUUGUCAGCAUGUGACUGAUGAGAUGCAGCCAGAGAAGAGGGAAAAUAUCUACCUCAUUUGCACUCAGGGUUCAUGGCUCCUGGGACCAGUUGACAGACAUCUAGCCAAACGCAUUGCGAACAGGAGAGAUGACCUGUGGCAACCUGCUGCUCAAAAACCUGCUGCUUUUGUCCCUGAUCUCUUCGGUCUGUGGAACAUUUGAAGUGAAUGCGGCACAGACCUCCUAUCAGGCAGAGGAGAACGAGGACAUCACACUGGAAUUUAUGUUCACAACCAAAGCUGACACUUCCCCUGACCGGUUCGAAAUCUAUUGUGAACUGUUAGCUGACAACGAGCACGUAGUCGUGUUUCAUCUGUAUGAAGGUGAAGAGUUCCUCUGGUCUCAGAAUAAACAGUUUGCAGGACGAGUCCAAUACGACAAACACCUCCUCAGAGAAGGACGACUCAUACUGAACGUGUCCAGACUCAGAACUCGUGACUCUGGCCGGUACCUGUGUACAGUAGUCACAAGUUAUGGGAGCAGCACUGGGAGAUGCUCGCUCAAUGUCACUGCAGCGAGGCAUUUUCUUGAACCUGAGACACCGAGCACAAGUCGACCACAACCAGCGACUCGGGGAAGGUACGGCCUCUACGGGGCACUGGGACUGGCAGGAGUAGCUCUACUGUUUGUUUGUUUCCGUUUAUACAGGCAAUCGUGGUUGAUUGAAAAGAUUCAAUCAGCCACUCCAAACCAACAAGAUUUGCCGGAAGACUGUGAAAACCAUUCAAACAUUUGCACUAUGCCUGAAGAACAAGAAUUAGUCAUUGUCGCUCUGCAGGAAGACAAUUCAAUCAUUCGCACGCUGCCUAAAGAUCAAGAUUCCCACUCAGAGGAAAGUUACAGUUCAGGGUAUGGAGGGGGAGAAACAGAUUCACAAACUUAAAAUUUGUGCACACCAAGAAAACCAGUUAUUAUGGCAGGGCUUGGUAUCGUCACUGAUUUCCUGAAUUGAUUUGAUUUUGAUUUUUCGAUUGGGUGGGCAAUGCCGAAAAAUUUCACACCUUUAUUUUGUUCGGUUCAUUUUCACAGUUGCACUUUUUAAAGCAAACCAAACUGCCUGCACACUGUCAUGCAGUAUUGCCCGAAACAACCACUGACCAGGAAGAAAAAAAGCAUGAGGAAGAAAAAAACACGGCUCAUCGAUUGGCCAGGACCGAAAUCGGAAAUCCAUCCCUUUCAGCCCACAGAUAGCAACUGCGUUAUAGUCCUCUGACCAUAUAUCAAUAAGCGCCUCCUCACUACUCCACAUCUGCCCACGAGACAUGUUCCAUCUUUUUCUUUUGUUACCUCUGCUUCUCCCUGUUCGCGCUGUUGGUUUUGGGUUUUUUUCUACCCAAAAUGCA